AUGAACAUAAACCAAUCUGCCCUAGAUCCCCCAGAGCCUAACGCUACUGGCAAGCAACAAACGGCAUUCUCAUUUGUUCAUGAUCCGUCCAAAUCAACAGCGGACGUAACAGUGAAGUUGGUGAUGGAACUUGAGGACGACUUGGAACUUGACGUGGAAGAAUUCUUCCGUCUCCGACGACUUGGUCGUUUCAAAGAUGCAAAAGAGUAUUAUAAGGCAAGACUGCAGCACCACAAUGAUCUGCCUUAUGUUCGCCUGAUCUACGCUGAGAUGCUUUUUGCUACUGGCGAUUACGCUGCAUUUCACACUGUUCCACGAAUGUUCAGCAGGAGCCAGGAUGAACUUCAUCAUUCACAUGACUCUCUCAUUCAGAGGAAUCAUGAAUUCUUGUGUGUUCUUGUUCAGAGUAGAAACCUUGAACCCAUCGACUAUGGAUACGUUAAUGAGCUUAUUCGCGACUCCUACAGCCUUUUAAGGAGACAAAUGUCCAUCAGCUCGGCAGAGAUCCAACUAUUCUCAGUCUCAUUACUUGUGCUGUAUCAAGAAGAACUUCAUAAGUACCAAACGAAUAACCUGAUAACAGAUGCGGAAACACUCUGGAACUGGCAAUUGGUCUAUGAUGAUUUGCAACAGAAGAAUUGCGUGUGGGAUCUUAGAGAUCUUCUCGUAGCCAUGGAUCUGGUAUUUGGCUGGGAAGAUACUCGCAAAUUGGUCUUUGGAUCCGAGUCCGACGACGACAUUUUCUCUUCCAUCAUAAACAACUGGCUGGGGCCCCAGUUCGACGAAUCUUCAGCUCUAGGUCUUUUGGAUCUCUUCACUUCGUUAAUUCUUCAAGACUCGAGCGAUGACUUUGCACAACGUAAUAUCUUGCUCGCUCAAAAAGCGAUCAGUCUAGUUCAGUCUUUACAGCUCCACGAUAAAGACCUGAUGAGGAGCAGACCGUAUAUCCGGUGGCUGCUGGCCAAGUCACUUCUCGAGAUGGAGCCACCCCCUGGACGGCUGUAUGGUAAUAUCCUACAAAGCUUCAGAGGGUUACUGAUCAAUCAAGGGAAAGGUCUUAAUCUGCCAUUAUACGCCCCACGAGACCGAAAAAACAAGCCUGGUUGGGAUGUCUUCUCCAAAAAGCCAACGACUGAUCUAACUGGCGUACUCGAGACUGCUGCUGAAACGGCACUCCUUCUUGGUGACUUCGCGCUCAAUACGGAGUCUAUGAAGUUACAAAUCCUCCAAUCUCAUGAGCCAAGGCCAUUGAUGGAUGCACUCUGUCGUUUCCAGCUGGACACGCAAGGAGACAAGGAAGGGUAUAUGGCCACCUGCUUGUCUAAAUACAUUGUGUCCUCGGAGGAAAGUGACCUCGCAAUACUUCUCGGACGCCUCAUGCCAAGGAGAAGUUUUGCGCCUUUUCGAGAAUGGCCAAACCGCGCGUUGAGUUGGGCAUGGGAGCUGAUUACGACACACCUCUCAUUUCCCCAUGAGGAUUCUGACAGCUCAGUUGCAGCCGAGUAUGAUAAUGCCAUCACACGACUACUGGAGCGAACGAUUUACGACCCUCGCAGAGUUUUCCCAGCAUACAUUGUGGACUUUGCCAACAUCGAUAUGGGAGGCAUUUCAAAUCGGAACCUUACUGGGUUCGAGAACGGCAGUAUCCUCUUUCAUCUGAUCUACCCGUACGCCCCGCUGCCCCGGACUGGUGCGCUAGCCGCUCAAGACCAGGGUCCAACCAGAUUUACACGCGGCCAGUUCCUCCAUCUGAUCCUGUCACUUUGCGUGAUGGUGGUUCUCGACAUGAUUAUGGAGGAGUUCGUGUGCAAUCUUGUUCGCCCUCUGCAUCAAGAAACCCCUUCCUACAACAUCCCGCCCAGGUGGAGGAGGACUUUAAGCGGGCUUUCCCAGAAAAACAAAUACAAGAAUCUCAGGAUUAUGGAUACACCGACAACCCUGGAACCUACGACUACAGCCACUACUCAACAGCCAACAGCGCUGGCUCUUCAUACAAUCCAGGAGAUCAUUACCACCGAUCUCCAUCUAGAUGCCGACAGUACUUCAGUGGCUUUGCAUCCUAUCAUCCUCAGCUUGGAGAUCACCGUCAACGUUGCGCCACUUGCCAGCAACCCAAUUAUGACAGCUCAACCACGGACCUUCAUGAAGAUUCUGAGCACUCCCUUUCAGACUCUUCUCCUCCGUCCCUUCACUCCUCUGAUACUUGGACCUCGAAGCCUCUUGAUUAUGAUACCGAACAACCUCGUUCUAGAAGAACAAAAAAGCAGCCUAUUUCCAGCUGAUGGUCACCAUCAGGGGAGGAAGCCCAAGUCCAUGCACACAGUUGUAUUUGAUCGCGGCAAAAGUGUGGAGAAGUGGCUUGCAGGCUCGUAUCCAUACGCAAGCUCAGACUCGGGCUCCGAUGAGGAGAAUGAUUAUGUAGAAGAUGACGGGUUCAAGGAAUACGAUGAUUUUGAUGACGAGGAAGGGGAAGAAAGUACUGAACAAGAUGGAGAUGAGAUCAACUAUGAGUCUGAAGGAGCACUUGUGAUGAAUGAUGACUCAACACUGUUAUCUUUCCUGGAAGAUAUUCGCUUUUCCAGGCCAUACCGGUACGAGAAGCCCACAGCCUGCUCGGUUAGGAUUCUCACUAAGCAACGUGAUAUGAUCGAUGAGAUCUCGAAGGACGCGGUGAUUGACAGCAACAGUCAACGAUCUGAAGGAAACAACGAGGAAUUCAUGCCGCAAGUGAUUCCUCCUAAUGGGCCUGAGACUGAUAGACCUUAUUUUGACAAGGCGAAGGAGGAAAACCAGAAACAGUUAACUCCUAGCUAUGUGCCUUAUUUGCACAUACGAUAUCCAUGGCUUCUCGAACUGAUGUUGCGCCUGCAACAGCAUUACAUUGUUCCUAAUCACACCAGUGAUACAAUCGUUAGCGGCGGGCCAGGAAUUACAACACUUCCAAAUCAUAGGCCGACUGAGGAUGGUAGCACACGCAUUGAAACCGCUGUUGAAUCAGCUAGGAGCGAAGAAGUUUUCCAGGAGCCAGUCAGUGGUCAAGGUGAAACAGCCAGAUCUGGACCCGGUCCGAUUGCUUUCACAGAAGAUUCGCCUGGGCCAAUUAACAACCCAGAUCCUAUACUUUCUACAGUUUGCUCGGCUACGGAGCCAGUAUCCAGGACUGAAGUAGCCACUGGGACAAUCGUUGACCAACCCCUAACGGCAGAGCCACUCGAUGCAUCAGAGCUAGAAGAAAAUGCAACCUUACAGAGUUCGCGGUUUGCAACAACUGCACCAAAACCACCAAGUGGCGUACCGAAAGACAUCCCCGUGAAGUCAUCAACGCAUCCAAACUUCAAGAAGGAAAAGGCUCGAACUCCUGUAUCGUUUGCCCCGCUUGACGAUAUCGGCAACGGUACCACAAACACCUCCCAAUUUAAACCACCUGGAAGUCCGGAAUCCGCUAAUGCAACUUCAGUUGAUCCUACGCUCUCUGAAUAUGACUCGGCCAUGGCAGAUACGGCAACAUCGGUUCAUGGUCAAGUCACUCCAACCUCCAAAACCAACUCUACCAACUUUGGUCCAACAGAGUUUGAGGAACCUGGUAGCGAAGCCCAAGGCUAUUCUAGUUCAGUUUUUGUUGAAUUUUCAGCCUCAAGUGACAAAACGGUGACUCCCAAGGCACGACAAGCGGAGAAUGGAACAAGCUCUUUUGAUAUCCAUUCUGACACACGGCAUGAAGAAAACAAGAGAGGGCGAAAAGAAUCAGGAGAGUUUGAAGAAGCAACAAAGGCCAGAAAGAGUAUCCCCAGCGAAUGA
This is a messenger RNA of Thermochaetoides thermophila DSM 1495, 3798 nucleotides long. RefSeq lists its product as uncharacterized. The transcript is spliced from 6 exons. Lineage: Eukaryota; Fungi; Ascomycota; Sordariomycetes; Sordariales; Chaetomiaceae. The coding region runs from base 1 to 3798 and encodes 1265 amino acids. The record is from RefSeq and is a predicted model, not a curated record.